Chaetomium globosum CBS 148.51 is the source of this 558-nucleotide messenger RNA. RefSeq lists its product as uncharacterized. NCBI's taxonomy places the organism in Eukaryota, Fungi, Ascomycota, Sordariomycetes, Sordariales, Chaetomiaceae. The transcript has 3 exons. The record is from RefSeq and is a predicted model, not a curated record. Bases 1 to 558 code for a protein of 185 amino acids.
AUGGACCCCAGCACCAUGGAACCCAGCACCGUGGACCCCUCCGGUGGCCCCCUCCUCGGUGUCUCCGUGUCCGACCUUGAGACCACGGCUACGAGCGUUGUCCGGGCCCUUAAAACCUCGUACCCUAACGUUAGAAUCGCUGUCAUCGGCGGGCUUGCUCGGAUUCACUACUGUGCGGCGGGCGUGUCACGCACGAUGUGGACAUCCUUAUCGACGAUACUGAGGACAAUAAGAGACUCAAGCAGCGCACCCGUGCCGCCGACGCCCGCGCUUUGCUUGAAAAGGCCACCACUGCCACCACACCACUCAACCUCACCGCAGUCCAGAAGGCUGCCGUAUGGAGUGGGAUUGACACCGUUCGAGAGAUGCGUCCGCCUAGCGAAGGGGCUUGGUAGUUCCAGCGGCUUGGUCUGCCGUGAGAACCACAAGCAGGUGGGCAGGCAGACGGGCGGGCAAACGGACAGGCAAACGGACAAGCAGGAGGACAGCGAUGCAGGCGAUGCGGGUAAUGAGGAGGGAAGGGAGAGCGUCGAAGAGAGGCGUCGAGGAAGCUGGUGA